UUCUACUAACAACUGAGUCAUUUGUCAUUCAAAACGUACAGACAGGAAGCUUAGACUGACAUACUACACAUAACAUCAGAACAACAGAAUGACAGCGCAACCCAGUAGCAUUACAGCCGAUCCGCUGGUUGGGGCCAUAGACCAAGGAACUAGUUCGACGCGAUUUCUGGUGUUCAAUGCUAGAACAGCAGAGGUGGUCAGUCAACAUCAGGUUGAAAUUAGACAGAGGUUUCCUAAGGAAGGAUGGGUUGAAGAGGACCCUAAAGAGAUAUUACAGUCUGUGUAUGAUUGCAUGGAGAGGACUUGUGAGAAACUCACUCAGCUUGGCACUGACAUCUCUAAUAUUAAAGCAAUUGGUGUGUCCAAUCAAAGAGAGACAACCGUGGUUUGGGACAAAGAAACUGGAGAACCUCUUUACAAUGCUAUAGUUUGGUUGGACCUGCGGACACAGUCCACCGUCGAGAAGCUCAUUGAGAAAACUCCUGAUAAGAACAAAAACUACUUAAAGGAUAAGACGGGUCUGCCCAUCAGUACAUAUUUCAGUGCAGUGAAGCUGCGUUGGUUGAUAGAUAACGUAGAAGAGGUGGCUGACGCUGUACACACUGGCUGUGCUGUUUUUGGCACUGUGGACACCUGGCUAAUCUGGUGCUUGACUGGUGGAAAGAAUGGUGGAGUUCACUGUACAGAUGUCACCAAUGCCAGCCGUACCAUGCUCUUCAACAUACACACCAUGGAGUGGGACCUAGAGCUGUGCAAAUAUUUUGAUAUCCCACAUCAAAUCCUCCCUGAAGUUAGAAGUUCCUCAGAGAUAUAUGGCUACAUGAAAGGUGGUUCACUGGCAGGUGUACCCAUCUCUGGAUGUUUGGGAGAUCAGUCUGCAGCUCUUGUUGGUCAGAUGUGCUUCAAAGAUGGUCAAACCAAAAACACUUAUGGAACUGGUUGCUUCAUGAUACAAAACACAGGUGUUAAGCCUGUGAUGUCAGACCAUGGUCUCCUUACAACAAUUGCAUACAAACUAGGAAAGGACAAACCAGCUUACUAUGCACUUGAGGGCUCUGUGGCCAUAGCAGGAGCUGCAGUGAGGUGGUUAAAGGAUAAUCUGGGAAUAAUUAAAUCCUCGUCAGAUAUAGAAAAGCUGGCAACUGCAGCUGGGACGUCAUAUGGCUGCUAUUUUGUUCCAGCAUUUUCUGGACUGUAUGCUCCCUACUGGGAGCCUAGUGCUCGAGGAAUUAUUUGUGGUCUGACACAAUUCACGAACAAAAGCCAUUUGGCAUUUGCUGCACUUGAGGCCGUUUGCUUUCAAACGCGAGAGGUUCUGGAUGCAAUGAAUCAGGACAGUGGUGUUCCACUCACUAAGCUACAGGUAGACGGAGGGAUGACGGCUAACAAAUUACUAAUGCAGCUGCAGGCUGACAUCCUCUGCAUUCCUGUGGUGAGACCCACUAUGUCUGAGACCACAGCAUUAGGUGCUGCUGUGGCAGCAGGGUUAGCUGAGGGGGUCUGCGUGUGGACUCUACAUCCUCAUGGAUUAACAUCUGUGACUGCUGAGAAAUACCAACCUCAGAUAAACAAAGAGGAAAGUGAAUUUCGUUACACAAGAUGGAAGAAAGCUGUAAAGAAAGCUAUGAACUGGGAAACGCAUGAGCAGGUUUCCAGUAAGAAUGGAAAAUGCUGUUAAGUAUUCAAGAAUGGUCAGAAUCUGAAAGAAGCGGAAAUGAAGACCAAACAAGCACAUAGAUCACAGUGAGCCCAAGCACAAGGCCAUAGCAACAUAGACCUAAGUUGUAGAACUAUGAGCAAUAUCAUUUUCAACUAGUAAAAAAAAAAAGAGUGGGGCAUGAUUUCAGGGAGCUUUUCAUUAAAUCUAACUAAAAGUUUAUCAAUUAAUAGAUGUCAGUUCAGUCUUUGCUAUUAAACGUUCUGUAGUGUAGUCAUUGAUCAUCUACCAAAACUUAGAAACAGCGCUAGGAACCACAAGUUUCGUGAUUAAUGGAAUGCUUGUUAAAUCAGCAAUAAUAGGUUGACUACAUGAGGGAAUCCUCUAACCUAAUUCUACUGAAAAGAAUGACAGGAAAUCAGCGGCAUCAACUCUGCAUAUGGAUGGGGUUAUUAUGCCUUACUUUGAUGCAACCGGUCCUUCAGUUUGAACUCGUCCUCUGUCCAUAUUUAGACCAGGCCAAAGUAGGAAUGCUUUUGAUAGCUAAGCCCAUGUGCCAUCUUGAGGCCUGGAAUUACAUCGCAAUUACCCUACAGGCUAUAGAUUUUCUGGGAGAGGGGAGAUAGCCUCACUGUUUUCUCCAAGCUGGACCAUCCAGGAGAUACGGUGAUGACUAGGCAAGUUUCCAAAAUGAAAGAAACAAACUUCGUAAUUCAAAGAUUACAUUAAGCUAACCAUAUAUUACUUUAACUUCUUAUGCAGUUUGCAAUCAUAGUGAAUACAAAGUUAAACCUUGUAUUACUUUGUAGAUCCUUAUACCUGCAAAGGGAGAAACAACAUUACAAACUUCUGUUUCGUUGCUAAGUGGCAAUGUAGAUCUAUGCUUGAUAUGAUGAUCUAUGAGCUAUGUAGCAAUUAAUUUCACAUAGAUAGCUUUGCGAAUAAAAAUGAUAUGGAAGAGAUCUUGGUGUCCUUGAGAUAUACACAGAGAAUUCUGUAAUCCAGUUUUGUCAUCCAAAUUAAAUUCUGAUAGAAUGGGAACAGUGUUAAAAUGCUUGCUAUUGUUUUAAGAAAGGGCUCUCUCAUUCCAGUCUGCAAUUUUUGACACUUAGAUGUUCUAAGUUUCCCGGUGGAGUGGGAAAGAAAUAAAGUGGUGAUAAGUCUUCUUUUAGGGUUUUAAAUGCUGAUUUUAGGGCUUUAAAUUGCUGAGGUUUUUUGUUUGGAGGUUGUUAUGCAUACUUACGUCACAAUUGUUCUAAUUUCCAUGAAGCUGACAUGAGGGUGAAAAAGUUCAACCUUAAGAAAAAAAAAACUAUUUUUAAUCAGAGGAAAAAUGAGAAACUUUGGAAACCGUGGACCACAAGCGUCAUCCAGUCAUCCUGAACAACCAGGAGUGAAUCUACAAGGAAGAAUAAAUGAAAAUCACUACCAAACAGUGUGCAAAGCUGAUAGAAACUUACUGCAACAGACUUAAAGCCAGCAUGGGAGUAAAGGGUAGCGAAUACUUAUGCAAGUAGCAUAUUGACACAUGUUUAAAGAUCUGCUAAAAAUGAAUUUUGACUUAUUUUAAGAACAUAUUGUUUUUCAUUAAUAUACUAGAUGGAAGAAUGAGUGUGUCAUUUGUAAUCUAGAUGAAUCUGAUGAUUUAAAGGUGCCACCAUAUCUAUUGUAAUCAGUGUGGUUAUUCCCAAUGGAAAUAAUCAAUAUACUACUGUGUUUCAUUUAUUUCAGUUUAUUCUUGGAAUUGGUUUAAGUGAAAUGAACUUGAGCCAAUUUGAUUUGACCAUAAUUUGAUGUUCGUUUAAGUAAACAUCAGCUUUCAAUAAAUCACAAGAAAAGAGGAGCAUAAGAUAGUGUUCUGUAAUAUAACAGAUAUGUGAUUGACUAAUAGAAAAUUACUUAUUUUCAAGGAAUCCCUUUACAUUUUAAAUUACUCAUUAAAAUCUGUUCUACAUUUUUAUCUUUCAGCAUGCUGUAACUAAAUGGAUAAAACUUUACUAGUGGCGAAUUUCCCUGGAACAAUGAACAUACAGUCUUAUUACUGUCCGGUUCUUAUUACUAUCCUGUGAGAUAAGCCUCAGUAAGGAAUGUGCUAAAAUGUGAAUUUUGGUCAUUUGUUCACAUACUUAACAGCAAAAUAAAAUUCCAAUCUGUAUUCCUGUUCAAAAACAGAGUGUGUUUGUCCCAGGUACAACAGUGUGUCCCAGUUGUUCCUGUACUUAAAACUGGUCUACAAAGUUUAGGAUCCCUGUAAAUUUAGCUCUGCAAGACUGAACACGUGCACUGUAUACCUGUAUUGUAUAUCUCAAUGAGUGACAGUCCAUUUUAAACUCAGUUUAAAAAGUAAAAAAAAAUGUCAGCAAAAUGUAUUAUUUUAAUGAAAAUGUAUUUUCUCUUUAAGGAACAAUAAGCAAUAAAUUGUCAAUAAUUAUUUCAUAUGUCAUUUUUUCAUACGUCAUCGUCAUAGUCACCACUCCUCUGGCUUUGUAGUUCCUAUA
This is a messenger RNA of Electrophorus electricus (electric eel), 4155 nucleotides long. The record is from RefSeq and is a predicted model, not a curated record. NCBI's taxonomy places the organism in Eukaryota, Metazoa, Chordata, Actinopteri, Gymnotiformes, Gymnotidae.